GCUCAAGAUUCACUUCCUACUUUUCAUCCCUUUAAAUACUACCUCCUUACAAUACAAAGGGACUGAUCUAAACAAGUGGCCAUAGCUUCCUUAACAUUCUACCAACAAAACACAAACCUUAUUCAUCAUUCAACAUGCAGACAUCACUUCUUCACGACCUAGUUGUUCCAAUCAUACAUGACCAGUUUCAAAAGUCGGAUAACAGAUACUUACUUGAUUCUGCCUCUCAUCCAUGUCAAUAUCCAUCUAAACAUCAAAGCAAAUGUAGAGUAAGUUCUAACCAGAAAAAGCGCAGCAGGAAGGCCGAUAGUAAUUCGGAAACUACAGCAAGACUUGGGACAAACAUAUCUGAAACUAUAAAGAGAAAGUUAAGCUUAGGGGCUCGAAUUCUUCAGGUGGGUGGAGUGGAGAAAGUGUUCAUGAAGUAUUUUAGUAUGAUCGAGGGGGAGAAGCUACUGAAAGUUUGCCAUUGUUAUCUGUCGACCACAUCUGGCCCUCUAGCUGGUCUCCUCUUCAUAUCCACUGAAAAGGUUGUGAUUCUAGUGAAGAACAUAAAGUGUGUGAGUCAAAGUCAAAAUGUAGAGAAACCAACACAGAAGUACAUAACUAUAGUUACAAUGGAUAAUUUUGAUUUCUGGUUUAUGGGUGUGUUCAAAUAUCAGAAAACUAUCAAAUAUCUCGAGCAAGCAAUUUCACAAGUUUAGAUAAAUCUCCCUAGUCCACCAUAUGUGCAUAAUAUAACUAGUCGAUGCUCGAAGAAAGCUUCAUGUUGCGAUUACAAACAUUAAGAUAUAUAUAAAACUGAGAAAAAAUGAUAACCAACAAGACAAGUUAUGAAAAGUGACAGUUUUAAUAGAAGAUAUUGGACUUUGUGGACCGUAUUGAUCAUUCAGAAGCAGAAAACAUCUUGCGGGAUUCAGGCUUUGGACUUUUCCCCCAAGAUUGACUAGUGAACACAUAUGCACUUGGUUCAUUCAUAUUGGCUCAGAUGCAGACAUGGUUGUCAACAUAGUGUUGGUAGAAUUGUAGAUGCAAGAGAUCGAUGGAUGACGGCAAACAAGAUCGAAGGACAGUAAAUAGGAAGAUUGAGGAACACUAUCAGAAGUUAAUUUUCAAGCACAAUUAUUUAACAUGUUAAUUACGUGCAUGUUUUCAGGAACUUUCGAAAUGUAUUUAAACCAUAAGAAUUCUUUAAUAAAAAUUUGUCUAUAGUUAUGCAAA
Messenger RNA from Vicia villosa (hairy vetch), 1221 nucleotides. Its product is annotated as GEM-like protein 4. Bases 135 to 704 code for a protein of 189 amino acids. The transcript has 3 exons. NCBI's taxonomy places the organism in Eukaryota, Viridiplantae, Streptophyta, Magnoliopsida, Fabales, Fabaceae. The record is from RefSeq and is a predicted model, not a curated record.